AUGGGUGAGUAUAUGAAAUCUAUUAUUUAUGUUGCUACCAGUAUAUUUUAUAAUUAUUGACAAAAUGCACAACAUAGGUGAUUAACACAUCAGUUUUUUUAAUGUAUGAUAAAGUGGCUGUGUAAUUUAAAUAAGUACUGUUCUGUUUUGUCAUACAGUGGAAAAAUUAAUCAGCUUAUGGUGGAAAUGUGUUUGUAUAACAUGAUGCAUUCAGAUGAUUCGAUAUUAUGUACCAAUAAUAGAUUUAGGUUAAAUAAAGUCAUUUGUCAAUCAAUAUUGUUGUUCUACGCAGAUACUUGAAACUCAUAUCUGUGUCUUGUCAAAUUAAUUUUUACUUUCUCUAUAAUUGGUAUCGCCAUUCAAAAAUAAUUAAACUAUUUUAUUCAUAUUUUUUUAAUUGGCAAAUAAUAUUAAAAGAGCCAAUAAUAUGUCCUAUUUUUCAUAACAGGAUAUAUUUAGUAUCCUUGAUAUUAAAUGAUUUGGUGUUGACGAUAUUUGUGGUAGGUACCAUUACAUUAUAAGAAAUGUCCAUCUAGAUACACAGACUAAAAAAAAUUGGGAAUAAAAAAAAUCUUGUGUUUAUAUAAGAUUGUAUAUGAUGAAAAAUAACUGAACACUGUCUGAAUAGUCCAACUAUAAAACUAAAAACUAAAAAUUAACACUAUCAAUAUUAAAUUAUUAUAUUAGUAACAUAUUACACAAAUUUAAAUCUAUUUUGUAUCAAAAAUAAAAUUUUAAAUUCUACUGUAUGAAAUAGUUUAAUACUCUUAAGUAAUUUUUUAAAAUGUGUAGGUAUAGUCGAGUUGUGUAGAAAAUUUGACAAUAAUAUUAUAUGUUUUAUUUAGGUGAUAAUGUAUUAUGUUUUUGUGGACAAAUGUUAUAUGAAGCAAAAUGCUUAAAAAGAAGGAAGAUAACUCAAGAAAAAGUAGAAUAUUUGAUCCAUUUUAAAGGUUGGCAUAGUAAAUGGGACGAAUGGGUAGACGCUGAACGAGUAUUAGCAGUGAACGAUGUCAACAUGAAAAAAAUGGCAUCAUUAAAAGAAAUAUAGUAAAUAAUUUAAAAUAAAUUACUACCUUUAAAAAGUACUUGUUUGUUAUAGCCCUGCCAUUGUAGUGAAUAUAUCCGCUACCAUGCGGUAGUUAAAAUAAAUUGGGUGUUAUUGUUUUAGUUAAUAGUUCGACACGAGCUAAUGAUAAAUGAAACAUGGCAAAUGUAACAAGCAAAAGUUAUGCCAUACUAGGUGAAUCUAACUAAACAGGCUGGGUUGAAUCAAAUAAAUACCUUUUAUAAAUAGAUAAUAUAAUUUGUUAAAUACAUUUAUUUUAAUUGUUAAUACAUAGUUCACGUUCAAAAAAGGGAGCAAAAAAACAGUCAAAAACUGUCAUAAUAAAAAAAGAAACCGUUCAAAGUACUCAAAAAAAUACUUCACCAACUGUGAAAGGAAGAAAACGUAAAUUAAUUAAUUAAUCAAGUGAUAAAUGGUCCAUCCUCACAAGAUUCCAUAUCAAAAAAAUGAGGUAAUUUAUUUAUUUUUUUACUGAACUUUUAUUUUAUUUGAAUGAUUAAUCAUAACAAAAUACGUUAUUUGUUCCUUUUAGGCCGUUCUUCAAAAAACUAUUGUUUCUAAUCUUAAGAUAACUGAAGUAAUUAAAACAACUAAAUUGAUUGGAGCAAUUGAAAAAAUAAAUGCAACUGAAAAAUUAAAUUAUAAUAAACAAAAAAAAAGGAAAAAAGUCCUUGUUUCUUUAAUUUGAUUUAAAAUUUAAUAAUUAUUAAAUGACAAUGAGAUUAUGUUUAAAAAAUAAGUAAAUUAUAAAUUUUGAUGUACAUAUACAUAUUAUAUUAAAAUAAAUGUAGAUGAAUAUUAACCCCAUAUGUAGUUAAUUUUGAAAUUUAUUUUACUUUAAUAUUUUUUUUUUAUUUUCAUUAUUUCUAACAUAACUAUAAUAAAUUUUUCAAACAUAUCUAAGGAAACAGUAUUAUUUUUAACUCAAUUGUAAAUAUAUUUUAGUAUUUCUUAUAUUUUGUUUUAGUAUAUAGCAUAUAUGUAGAUACCAAAUCUGGGCAUUAACUAGUUAGAAAGUUAAAGUUAAGUUAAAUUUACCUAUACUCUGUUCCAAAAGAGAACAUACCGCUCUGACGACCAGUUUACGUUCGGCGGCGCGCAUCCCCAAACCUAGCAUCGCCGUUUUAGUCAAAUAUCACGUAAUUGUAAAAAAAAAAGGUCUAUUUGACAUCGGUGUAAACUCGUCGUACAGCGACCGUCGUGCAUAAUUAGUGACCGUUGGGCACGAUCGGUGCAUGGUUUUGACGACGGUGGGAGAAUUUAGGUCUGGACGAUCGCCAACUCUCAAAUCAGCAUGCGCGAAAGCGGUAUGUUCUCUUUUGGAGCGGAGUAUUGUUAGUUUUUAUUCAUAAUAACUUUGUAAUUUAACUAGUUGAAUUGAGUGUGGAAUAUAUUCUAAUAUUUUUUUAAAUUGUUGUCAACAAUCACAAACUAUAAUAUAAAUACCGCAAAUUAAUAAGAUAUGUUUAUGAAGGUAUAUUUUAAUCCAUGAUAAAUAUUUAAAUAAGUACGUGUAAAUGUGUAAUUUAUAAAAUAUAUUAAAUAAUAUAAUUAUAUAUUAUAAGUAUAAAAAUAUAAUAUAUUAAUAAUAGUUAAUAUUAUGAUAAUGGUAUCUAUUUAUGAUAAUUUAUCAAAUACACAAAUUGUAUUUUAAUCAAAUUUUAAAUAAUAUACUUCUUUAGAAUUAGAUCCAAAUAUAAAAAUGAUAUUUAGGAGAACAGUUGGUAGACGUAUAAAUGACAAAUAUAACAAUAAAAAAUGUAUAUAAAUACAUAAAUUAUUUUAUAACGGGUUAAUUUAUUUAGAUUUUGACAAAGACCUUAAUGAAUAUGAUGAGUUAUCAUUUUUGGUUAUUGAUGGAAAUGAAGAUGGAGACAUUCUACUACUCCAACAUUUACGUUGUGCAUCGCAUACGCUUAGUCUGUUGGCGACAACAGAUUUCCAGAACAUAUCAAAGAAUUCAAAUGCCAAAAAGUACAAUCAUCCAGCAUUAUCAAAAUGUUCGACCUUAUGGAAUUUGUUACAAAGGCUAAAAUCUGUUAUUACAAGAUGUAAUUCAUUAUAUGAUUCCAUAUCACAAUUAAUUAAACAUAGAGCAAAAUUAAACACCUUGACUAAAGAAUUAGGUUUGAAGUAUCAACUAAACGAAACUGACCUAAGUUAUUUGACUAAAUUUGUUUAA
Molecule: messenger RNA, 3248 nt
Organism: Cinara cedri
Lineage: Eukaryota; Metazoa; Arthropoda; Insecta; Hemiptera; Aphididae
Source: the annotation of a GenBank genome assembly